Messenger RNA from Belonocnema kinseyi, 3225 nucleotides. It is a transcript of the gene Cmtr1, whose product is annotated as cap-specific mRNA (nucleoside-2'-O-)-methyltransferase 1. Gene Ontology annotation, cellular component: nucleus; cytoplasm. Bases 277 to 2934 code for a protein of 885 amino acids. The record is from RefSeq and is a predicted model, not a curated record. Lineage: Eukaryota; Metazoa; Arthropoda; Insecta; Hymenoptera; Cynipidae. Gene Ontology annotation, biological process: 7-methylguanosine mRNA capping. Gene Ontology annotation, molecular function: methyltransferase cap1 activity; nucleic acid binding. The transcript is spliced from 3 exons.
UUGUCUCAUUCAUAAGCUUGGUUUUAACAAAGUUUUUUUAUCACAAUCAGUCGUUGUGAUUAUAAAAAUUUGUCACAAAUGUGUAAAUCAAAAAAAGUGCGCGGCUAACGCAUGUAACGCGUGCAAUUAAGACUGAUAAUAACCGAAUCACAAAUCACGCUUGGAAAGUAGAAAGUGAGGUUAGUUUGGUGAAACCGCGCAGAAUAGUGUAAUGCAGACUUCAUUAGCCAUGUGAAAAUCGCAUUUCCUUCGACUUGUGCAGAAACCAGCACGAAAAUGAGCUCUUACAAAACUGAAUUUCCAUCAUCCUCGGACAAUGAAUCACUUGAUGAUUCUGUAGACUAUCAUCAGGGAAAAAGAUCCUUUGAUCUUUCCUUCACACAUGAACCAAAAGGACAGCCUCGGAAAAAGCAUCGUCGCCGAGAGUCUUUCCAUGAAGAAAGUAGUCCGCCAGCACAUUCCUCCGCGGAAGAUUCCGUGGAGGAAACAAAGGAUGUGUUUGAGGGUAACAUAAAAUGGGCCAAGAGCUUUGAAUCCUAUGAGGAUGAUAAGCAAUUUGGUCACAUUCCAUUCCAGUAUGGCGAAACCAGUUCCAAGUCUUCUGGUGGCGAUGACAUCUGCCGGCAGUCCGUGAAAAUAAAGACCGAAAAUAUGGUGAAAGACGAGCCGGACCUUCUAACAGGGAAAGAUUCGAUAGGAUCGAAACUUAUGGCCCGGAUGGGAUGGAAAGGUGGCCAGGGUCUCGGAAAAGAUGGCAAAGGGAUAGUUGAACCAGUGAAAGCUGCCAAGCAACACGGCUUCCGAGGUCUUGGUUUUCGGAUCGAGGAACUGGAGGAAGCCCACUCGAAAUUCAAUCCAAAUGACGAAAUAGUCAAGGUCAAUGAAGACAUAGACUGGUUAAUUAACGAUUUUUUCGAGGAGCCUUUUAUAGAGAAGGACUGGAUGACCCUCGGUCCGAGGAAAUUGACAAUCAACGACGAAACUGAAUUCUGCAGUGCCGAGACGGUGAGCAAUGUGGUGAAUUCAAAGACGAUUUUUGACCGACUCGACAAGAACGAAAUGCGCGACGCUCGGACACGAUCAAAUCCAUAUGAGACGAUUCGGAGCGCCUUUUUCCUGAAUCGCGCCGCCGUUAAAAUGGCAAAUAUGGACAGAGCCUGUAAUUUUAUGUUCACGCGGCCGGACAAUCUGCGACCGGACGAAUUAGUUUAUUUUGCCGAUGUGUGUGCCGGACCCGGAGGCUUCAGCGAGUAUGUCCUGUUUCGCAAGCAGUGGCGGGCGAAAGGAUUCGGUUUCACUCUGCGAAAAGAGAAUGACUUCAAGCUUGAUGAUUUUUAUGCAGGACCCUGCGAAACCUUCCAUCCCUAUUAUGGACCAAAGGAGGAUGGCGAUGUUUUCUGGCCGCAGAAUCAAACGGCAUUCAGGGAUUUGAUCAUGAAGCAGACGAGAGGUGAGGGGGUUCACUUUAUGAUGUCGGACGGGGGAUUUUCGGUGGAGGGACAGGAGAAUAUUCAAGAGAUAUUGUCGAAACAGCUCUAUCUCUGCCAGUGUCUCGUGGCCCUGAUGAUUGUCCGAACUGGCGGACACUUUGUGACGAAACUGUUUGACGUUUUCACACCAUUCAGCGCCGGGCUCGUUUAUCUCAUGUAUCGUUGCUUUGACGAGGUCUCGAUUUUCAAACCAAACACCUCGAGACCGGCUAAUUCGGAACGUUAUCUAAUCUGCAAGGGAAAGCGCACUCACACUGAGGGCGUUUUGAAGUAUCUGUUCAAUGUCAACACGAUUCUUCAGAAACGAGAAAAAAACAAGGAUGUGCUGCACUUGGUGCCGAUGGAGAUUUUAAAAUCAGACGACAAGUUUUUCCAUUAUUUGAAGGAUUCGAACGAUGAGCUUGGACGUCGACAGGUGAUUGGAUUGCUGAAAAUUGCUCAUUACGCGCAAGAGAAGACUCUGAUUGAGAAGCGGCAAGGCGAUAUGCGGAAACUUUGUUUGGAGUACUGGGAAAUUCCGGAUCAGAGUCGAAUUGUCCCGAGGAGGAUGAAACCGGCUGAUAAGUUGCAAUCUCUGGUGAAACGUCCUCUCGACUUUCUCGAGACGCAUGGACUGCAGAAGGCGAAAAAGUUUAUCCAGAAUAAUAUUAAUAAUACGAUUUUGAAUUCGCCCCUUGACUGGUAUUGCAUGCCUUGCGGCUCUGGAGAAGCUGCUAAAGAUAAGAUGGCAACUUUUUAUAUUGGAAUGGGACGAUCGCAAGUUUUUCGAUAUGUGCGAGGCAGCUGGGAACGCGUGGAAAAUCUUAUUCUGCCGGCUGACACUCUCAUUUAUGCUGAAACGGUUAUGGAGUUUAGGAAGUUUGGCAGACAUCAAAGGAAAGCUGAACGGCUGCAUGUUCUUGAUGCGUUCUUCCUUGGAGGCGAGGACAUUAGCAAAAAGUAUUUGCUAGACAGGCACAAAUUUUUGAGAAUGUUCUGUGAGGCACUGUGGAAGCCGCACGGACAAGAGUGUCGCAUUUACGUAAAGGAUUUAUAUCCAGUCGAUGAGCAUCUGCAGGAAAAGUUGAAGCUGAAGAGCUGCCAGAUGAAAACUGGUCCUCCAGCCGAAGUCUAUUUUCCGGAAAGAAAUCCGAAGGAUUAUAAUUCGGAGGAGGACGACAACGAGUAUCCGUACUUCAAACUUCAGAGUGUUUUGUUCAUGAAAGUCACCGAGGAUCACUGGGCACGACACAGAAGCUCGAAAAGCGAAUCUGUUUACUUUUACGAUAUCCGAAGGAAAAAGUCUUUUUACGACUUUGAUCGUCCGGACGUUGCCAAUGCCGAUUUUCUCAAAUCCCUGAAUAGCAUGAUUGUUUGGAAUUGGCCGGAAGACAAAACCAUUACCAUGGAUUAUAUUAUGUCACAAAUCAAGCACGCUCUUGUUAAACGACAUUUCAGCACCUAAAGUUCAAAGAUGCCUCGAUCCUUUAAUCAUAUUAAUGAAAGAAAAAUUUUGUAUCACAGUUUUUCAUCACUUUUUUUGUUUUGUUUUUUUUUUCGUGUGAUUAUUGUACAAAACUGUCGAUUAUUUACAAAGUUUGUGUGUAUAUAGAGCAACGAAUUUUUAUUUUCGUUAUGUUACCAAGGAUUAAUCAUCGGACUAAUGUUUAAUUUCCGUGGAAGCAAAAGUUUGUGAAUUAUGUUCAAAGAGCUAGUAAAGAUUUAUUUUUUUAUAUGAAAAAAAAGAGAGAGAAAA